Molecule: messenger RNA, 4939 nt
Organism: Doryrhamphus excisus (bluestripe pipefish)
Lineage: Eukaryota; Metazoa; Chordata; Actinopteri; Syngnathiformes; Syngnathidae
Gene: rbm10
Product: RNA binding motif protein 10
Biological process (GO): mRNA splicing, via spliceosome
Cellular component (GO): nucleus
Molecular function (GO): RNA binding
Source: RefSeq, a predicted model, not a curated record
UUCUGACUCAGGCCCAAAUCAGAUUUCAUGAGGUAUUUUUUCCCCCCAUACCGAUAUCUAUAGAGUAGAUGUAUGAGUGCAGCCACGUGGUGCUUUGUUUCCUCUAGUGCAGGUCUGCAUGCAGUGAAUGUGUGUACAUUUUAUGGCUGUGUGUACGUACCGUGUUUGUCUAUCUAAACCACUUGUGUCCAUGCCAGUUACCCCCCCACCCCCACCGAUCGCCAUGUCGUUUGGCUCGGCCUGGUAAUAAAAUGCUUCUCAGAGUGAUAUAGAAACCUCCACUUUAUGGACGACCAUAAUAAGUAGAGGCACAAUCAGGUUAUCUCGAGACUUUUAGGACCUUUGUAUGUGUGAAAGAGAUUUGAUUUUUUUUUUUUUUAAAUCAGUGGGUCAAAUCUUGAGUAGUGUAGUUGAUAAAUUUCAAUAUUAUUUCCAGUAGAUGAUGGAUUUAUUACUAUAAUGUCCAUGAUGUACUAUUUGUCUCACAAGGCCUUGUAAGGACAUUUUAAUGUGUAUUUUAUUUGCCUUUGACUCAAAUCUCUUCAGCAUUCUUAAUGAUUGUUACUAUUGUAUUAUAACUUUAUAAUGUUGACUAUCAUUGUCUUUGUUGUUUUUUUUUUAACACGCAAUUAAUCCUGAUUAGCUGAUUUUGUAACCAUAGUGUCAUUGAAUUCAUUGGCGGGUGGGUUUUUUGUUGUUGUUUUUUUUGUUCUUCGGCGUUGGGAUUUCUGCAUUUAUUUUUGUUUCCCCUGAAUAAAGCUGGUUUUAGGGUAUUCUGUUGAAAAGGGCAUGUUUUAAUUCAUUUAUUUUGGUUUGAAUUGCUAAUUCAACAGAGCUCUGAAAACGGAAACAUCAGCAUCACGUGACAGCCCCCUUUUGUCUGCGCCCAUUUCUUUCGCCCAAUUAUCAGCGACCUUAAUGUAGCCGUUGUCCAAUCAGAAUAGAGUAACGCAUUGGUCCCUCCCACUCAAAUGGUACCUUACUGUGGCCAUUUUAUUUUCGGCGUUCGAAAUUAAAACAAUUUCAUUUUGGCGACAGUGUUAACUUGGCGAAUGUGGGUUGUAUAAAAAGCUGGGUGUUUAUGCUGGAACUGGGAAUAGCGUCAGUGGAUCAGUAUGGACACCGAGGGGAGGGGUGGGCGAGGUGAUCGCAUGGGUCGAUAUUGCAACAGCCAUAAUGACCUCAACUUUCGGGACAUGGAUUACCGUGGUUAUGGCCACGACGAGGAGGCUGCAGAUGCAGACUGUAUUACCGGAAUGAAUGAGGACAGACCCUAUAUUCAGAGUGAAACAUCUCCAGACACCUUAGCAGGAAGUAGAGAAGGUGACUGGGGUUGUGGUGGUCCACAAAUGGAGCACAACAUACGCAUACACAAAGAGGAGCAAAGAUUCCCGUAUGCAGCAAGAAUGAGAAAAACAUUUCCAGUCAAACCAGAGGAACAUGGUUGUAGUUCUGAGCCAGAUUUGUCUCAAGAGGAGCUGGAUCAAAGGGACCAGGAUUACCGUGCUGAUAUGGACUACAAUCAAAAGCCCAGCAACAUUAUAAUGCUUCGAAUGCUCCCUCCCAACGCCACUGCUAAUGAGAUCCGGGCAAGACUUCAGGAACAGGGGAUCCAGCCUAGAGAGGUUCGGCUCAUGAGGAACAAAUCAUCAGGUCAGAGCCGAGGAUUCGCCUUCGUCGAGUUUAAUCUCAUACAGGAGGCCACCUGCUGGAUGGAGACCAACCAGGGCGUGCUGUUGAUUCUGGGACAUCGGGUGUCGAUGCACUACAGCAACCCGAAACCGCGAGCCAAUGAGGACUGGCUUUGCAACAAGUGUGGUGUGCAAAACUUUAAGAGGAGGGAAAGGUGCUUCAAAUGCAGCGCACCCAAAUCGGAGGCUGAACUGAAGUUGCCCCAGUUGCAAAAAGAUUUUGGUCAAGGUCUUAAAAAGGAGGGAGCUCAAGGUUUGCUGCCCCUUCCGGCACCCUUUCACUGCUCUAGUCUUUCCGUCCUCCCGGGCCAAGUCGCACAGCAGGCGGAUGUUGCCAACGACACUCUGAUACUCAGAAACCUCGGCCCGCACACGUCAGUGGAAGCCAUUUUGUCCUCCUUGGCUUCAUUUGCCACGCUGUCGCCUUCCAACAUUCGCCUCAUCAAGGACAAGCACACGCAUCUCAACAGGGGCUUUGCUUUUCUGCAGCUCACCACCAUCGUGGAGGCGUCCCAGCUGCUACAGAUCUUGCAGGCUCUCCAACCACCUCUGUGUGUUGAUGGGAAGGUGGUUGUUGUGGAGUUUGCCAAAGGUUCCAAACGAGAUGUGUUUCUGACAGACAGCAGUAAAGUGAGUGCUGCUACGGUGGCCAGCACAGCAAUUGCUGCAGCACAGUGGGCUGUCACACAGAAUGCACAAAAUGGUUCAGCUGGAGGGCAAGGCGCGGAAUAUAGUGAGCUGUAUCAGCAGCGAGCGGCCAUAACGUACAACCAGGGUGGUAAUGACUAUUCUGUGCCAGAUGGGCUGCAUUUUAAAGUCCAGGCAGACUCCAGGGUUUCUACAUUGCCGAAUCCAGGAAAACCCCUAAUGGGGGUUUAUACAAGAGGAACUACUCCAGCUGCAGUGAUUCCAGCUAAGGCCGCGACAUCCUGUCUAGGUGUUGUGCAGCAGCCUCCUCAACAUACUCCGGCUGCCAUCACCAAAACGGCUUCCACCACCCCAGCCGGCCAGGUUGAAAUAGUUGGAAAACCACAAGCGGCCGGUGCCAGCCAGCCUGCAACGCCAGGCACUGAACAUGAGCUCCAACGAUAUCCUUUACCGGAUGUAUCUACAUACCAAUAUGAUGAAAGUUCUGGCUACUAUUACGACCCGUUGACAGGACUGUAUUAUGACCCAAACUCACAGUACUAUUACAACCCUCACACUCAGCAUUUCAUGUACUGGGAGGGAGAGAAGCACACAUACGUUCCGGCACCUUCCGGCCAGUCAAACACAGAAGGUGCCCCCACUGGUGAUUGUGCAGCCCAAGUGGACUCCAUGUUUGCUAACAAUGGCAGUAAGGAGAAAAAAGAUAAACCCAAGAGUAAAACUGCUCAGCAGAUUGCCAAAGAUAUGGAGCGAUGGGCCAAGACUCUGAACCGACAUAAGGAGAACAUGCGCUCGGUCUCUUCUUCCCCUGCAGCCGGUUCCACGGAUCGCCGAGAAUCUGCCAGCGCUGAUGCAGGCUACGCUGUUUUGGAAAAAAAGGGGGCGCUAUUAGAACGGCCGCAGAUGUUUCUGGACCAGCUCAGACAAACAGAAUCUUCGCCUCCUCAGCACCCGGGUCUUGUCCCAGCGUAUAGCGCUGAAAGCGACAGCGAGGAAGAAGGAGGCGAGAGAGAUGACAAGGAAGGGAGACUCACCGACUGGGCCAAACUGGCCUGUUUGCUGUGUAGGAGACAGUUUCCGAGCAGAGAGGCCCUUCUUCGCCACCAGCAGCUGUCCGAACUCCACAAGCAAAAUCUGGAGCAGAAAAGAAUGCAGGAAAGUGCAAGCAAAGAGAGAUGUACAGAAGGACUGGAAGCACCUCACUCUAAGAAAAGGAGGUUGAACUCCAUCGACGGAAUCACAGGAUCAAGCCUCGGCGCCCGGAUGCUCCAAGGAGGUGUGAAAAAGGGGCUUCUGUUGCACAAUAUGCAAAUAGAGUAGACUGCGUUCGUUCGACGCAGGACGAAGCAUUUACACUCGCCUAUUAACACCACAUUUGGAUUCACUUCAUAUUUACCUCUUGGCCCCCGACCCCGCGGCAGUAGAGGGCGGGAUUUUGCACAGAAUGCACCUUUUUUUGUUUUGCUUUUCUUUCUCAACGAUGCCAUUUUAUGUUCUCGCUUACUUUUAAAGCUCGUGUUUAACAAACGAGCUUUAUUAUCAUCUUGAAAUGUAUGCAUAGAUUUGGACUUUAACGGAAUCCUAACGGUCUAUGCAGCGAUUUAAUUUAACGCUUUACACUUUGUCAUUCAGUGAAUGACUUCUAGUGGUACUGUGUACAAUUCUAACUGUACGUUUUUUUGGAUGAGCACAUUUUUCCGCCACUAGAGUGGAUGGAAAAGUGUUGUUUUACUAUUAAGCAUAUCUGCUUAGGAAGGUUGUCUUGUAUUGUUUUGGUUUGUAAAUGACUGUUAAUAGAAUACAAUAAUUCAUAGAAUUGUAUACUUUCAUUCAUUUUUCUUGAUUCCUUGUAUGUUUUUUUUUAAGCAUAAACUAGUAAACGGUGUUCCGGUAAAUGUGAUAUCAAAAUUUAAAUGUGCCCGUCUUUAUUUUUCGUCGAUUCAGCCCCCCAGGUGUCACGAACGCAGCAUCUCUACCUCAACAUGCUGUUUAUGCCUUUUUGAUAUCUUUGUUGCUCAUGGAGGCAAUGUUCGAGAAUGGUAAUGGCCGCCUUAUGACAUUUAAGUUGGAAGACUAAUAUGGACAUUUUAGAAGGAAAAACAAUUUUGUGUUCAUAUAAUUUACACUAAUAAAUGUCAUUGAAUCAACUUAGAACAUCACAAUUUUUGUGCGUAGUCAAAGGCAGCACCUACAAUUGGAUACCAGUGAUUGUUUCUCAAUGAGUACUUAACUUUAUUUGUAGCCCUUUAAAAAAUUUAUUAAAAAAAACAACUGUCAAAUGACUUAAAAGCAAAGAUUGUUCAACAUCAUGGUCAGAAGGAUACAUAACUGGUAUUUUAGAGGCGGUGACCUCGUUCAUUCCGUUCACAGAGAAGAACUAGUUCAUUUGACCCGUUCGUUCAUGAACGACACACCACUAGAACAGUGUGUGCCACCCUGUAUUGCGCAUGUCAUGAAUGGCGCUGGGCUGUGAAUUGCAUAAAUAGUUUCGACACAAACACAAAAUGGAUUGAGUCGAAGCUUGCUGACUACUGUAGCGGGCGAAUAAAGUUGCUUUUUUUUUGGACAAAAGCUAAAGAACUUGAGAGGACGUGUGGGCU